AUGCAUCGACUUUUUGCUGAGCUGGAGCCAUCUGUAACCGUCACCGAGCAAAACCUGGCAGACCGAGUCCGGUAUAUCUUGCGCUCAAAUACAUUUGAUGUCACCGAACUCGAACGGCUACGACGUGAGGCUGUUCCUUCAUCGGAUGAAAAUGCUACGGCUGAGGAUGCGGCGCCACAACUUGCAGAGCAACCGACAGACGUGGAUGCCGCCGUGAAUACCCCAGUUUUGGUUGAUUCAAACGAUGAUGGAACAGUCGCCCAGGAACUGGAACUGGAGCAAAUGAGGAGUACAUUGGAUGAGGCGAUUUUGGAAACGCACAGUACGCCUCUCGAAAAUCGACCGCGACUUCCCCGCAUAGCCUGA
This is a messenger RNA of Parnassius apollo (apollo), 366 nucleotides long. The record is from the annotation of a GenBank genome assembly. Lineage: Eukaryota; Metazoa; Arthropoda; Insecta; Lepidoptera; Papilionidae.